UGGACACCAUGAGAUUCCACUAACUCAUGUGUAUAUAAACAUUAGAGAAUCAGUCCAUUCACUUCAGCAUCCACACACUUUGAAUGCUCAAUCAAAGCUUCUUCAUAGUUAACCUUCCUCGCAACGUCAGAAAUCGAGAAGAUGAAAGAGAGAGAUUCAGAGAGUUUUGAAUCUCUCUCUCAAGUUCUCCCAAACACUUCAAAUCCGGUACACAUGAUCCAGAUGGCCAUGGCCAACUCAGGUUCAUCUGCAGCCGCACCUGCCGGUCAAGACCAACUUGAUCGGUCAAAGUGGUUGCUUGACUGUCCUGAACCACCUAGCCCGUGGCAUGAGCUCAAGAGCCAAGUCAAAGGCUCUUUCCUAAGCAAAGCCAAAAAGUUCGAGUCACUCCGAAAACAGCCUCUCCCAAAACGCAUCCUCACUAUCCUUCAAGCCGUUUUCCCAAUCUUUGGUUGGUGUAGAAACUAUAAACUCACCAUGUUCAAGAACGAUCUCAUGGCUGGUUUAACCCUCGCUAGCCUCUGCAUUCCCCAGAGCAUUGGUUAUGCAACUCUCGCAAAGCUUGAUCCUCAAUAUGGCCUAUGUCAAGGGAAGAAGAACAAAAAACUGUUUUGGCUACCGGCAAUAGCUCCGUUGAUCUCCGUCGUAGUGUCAACGUUAAUGGUCUUUCUCACAAAAGCCGACGAGCAUGGCGUGAAGACGGUGAGGCACAUCAAAGGAGGUCUUAAUCCAAUCUCCAUUCACGAUCUUGAGUUUAAUACUCCUCAUCUCGGACAAAUCGCUAAAAUCGCAUUAAUCAUUGCCCUUGUUGCUCUAACCGAGGCGAUUGCGGUGGGAAGGUCGUUCGCCGGAAUUAAAGGGUAUAGACUCGAUGGAAACAAAGAAAUGGUGGCCAUUGGAUUUAUGAAUGUUCUUGGUUCCUUCACAUCUUGUUAUGCUGCUACUGGUUCUUUCUCUCGGACGGCGGUGAACUUCGCCGCCGGGUGUGAGACGGCGAUGUCGAACAUCGUAAUGGCGGUUACAGUUUUUGUAGCACUCGAGUGCUUAACGAGGCUUCUCUACUAUACUCCGAUCGCGAUCCUCGCCUCCAUAAUCCUUUCAGCACUGCCAGGACUAAUCGAUAUUAAAGAAGCUAUUCACAUUUGGAAAAUCGAUAAAUUUGACUUUCUUGCUCUCAUUGGCGCUUUCUUUGGCGUUUUAUUUGUGUCUGUCGAAAUCGGACUCCUCGUUGCGGUGGUUAUUUCGUUUGCCAAGAUCAUACUCAUAUCGAUCCGACCAGGGAUAGAAACGCUCGGGAGAAUGCCGGGGACCGACAUUUUUGCAGAUACCGAGCAAUAUCCUAUGUCGGUUAAGACUCCGGGUGUGUUGAUUUUCCGAGUCAAGUCUGCAUUGUUGUGCUUUGCUAAUGCCAGUUUCAUCCAAGAAAGGAUUAGGGAAUGGAUCAAUGAGGAAGAAGAAGAUGAUGAAAACACAAAGAGCAACGCUAAGAGAAAGAUCCUCUUUGUAGUCCUUGAUAUGUCAAAUUUAAUAAACGUUGAUACAUCGGGGAUUACGGCCUUGGUGGAGCUCCAUAACAAUCUAAGCCAAAAUGGUGUUGAGCUAGUGAUCGUUAACCCGAAAUGGCAAGUGAUCCACAAGCUAAAUCAAGCAAAGUUCGUCAACAAGAUCGGUGGCAAAGUCUACUUGACAAUUGGAGAAGCUCUCGAUGCUUGCUUUGGAUUAAAAGUUUAAGAAGUAUCUGAUCAACAUGCGUGUUUUACAGAUUGUUGCAUGUCAAUUUUAUGUGAGUUUUCGUAAUCUAAAUGCGAUUUGUGUGCAUGAUGCCUAUAUGUAUAAUUAUGAAGUACGUAUGUGUAAUGUAGAGUGCCUUGGUACGUACGUAAGCUCGGUUGUGAUUAAAUAAAGUCAUGCAAUCUGUAGUAUGACGAUCGAUGUGUGUGUUACUAUAUAUGGAAGUAAUGUUUAUAUAUGUAAGUUUGAGAAAUAUUGGUGUUUGAAAUGUUAUUCUGCAAAGUCCGGCGCUUAUUAAAA
This is a messenger RNA of Thlaspi arvense, 2031 nucleotides long. NCBI's taxonomy places the organism in Eukaryota, Viridiplantae, Streptophyta, Magnoliopsida, Brassicales, Brassicaceae. The record is from the annotation of a GenBank genome assembly.